Apis cerana (Asiatic honeybee) is the source of this 2153-nucleotide messenger RNA. RefSeq names its product C1 family peptidase 26-29-p (gene 26-29-p). Lineage: Eukaryota; Metazoa; Arthropoda; Insecta; Hymenoptera; Apidae. The record is from RefSeq and is a predicted model, not a curated record. Gene Ontology annotation, biological process: proteolysis. Gene Ontology annotation, molecular function: cysteine-type peptidase activity.
AUAAGUGUAUUACUGUAGAAAUAUAUUUUUAAAAAAUCGGAAAACUUCAAACUACAUCUCAUUUAAUGGUAAUAUUCUUAUCAGUUUACGAACGUAUAUAAAGUUCGACAGUGAAGAGAAGUUACUGAGAUUUUAUUAAAGUGUGUGUUCGACACUUUGAGAUGAUCAUAAUAUUUUGGAAAAAUUAUAUUUAAAAGUUCUUUAAUCUUUAAGCAAAUUUCUUCAAAACCAUUCAAUAUUUUAAUUGAAUUAAUAUAUUUAGAAAAUUUAUCGUGUAAAUCACUACUAAAAUAAAAAUGUAUAUUUUUACAAAUACUUUUAUAUUAUUAUUGUUAGGAGUGUCUUACAUUGUGGCUAUAGAAUCUCCAACAUUUAGCAACACUUAUACAGUAAAGGGAACUUUAUAUAUUCCAUAUGCAGAAAUCCGUGAACCAUUUUAUGCAUGGUAUGAUGGCACACGUGGAUCUAGUAGAAUAGAUUAUUAUGGAGGAAUGGUGAAGACUUUCCAAUUAUCUCACAAAGGAGAAUAUGGGAAAAGUAUAAAAAUUGCUCCAAUUACCACAGAAUCUACUACUAAUGAAGAAACAUGUCUUGAAGUAAAUGGUACUAAAGAAAUAAAAAUACAACCUCAAGUUAUUAUACCAGAUACAACUAGUAUGCAGUGUAUUGGAGAGGAAAUAGUUAAUGGAUUAUUAUGUGAAAAAUGGAGAUUGGAACAACAGAUUGAUGAAAAAAUAAAUAAGUAUACUCUUUGGAUAAGAUAUAAAAAAUCUCCACAUUUACCUAAUUUUAAAGAACCAAUUCCUGUGAGAUAUGAAAUGAGAGGAUUUAAUAGUCUUUUGGGUUCUCACUAUGAUCAUUACUAUUUAGAUUAUGAUUGGUACUCAUCUGAUAUUCCUAGCUCAGAAGUAUUUGAAAUUACAACAAAUAUGACAUGUAUUGGUUUUCCUGGACCUGGAGACAAACAUAUAUAUACAUUUAAUCCUAUGCGUGAAUUUGUUCAUAAUUAUGAUACACAUGUAAAUGAGGCAUUUGAAGAUUUCAAAAAAAUUCAUAACAAAAAAUAUAAGAAUCAUACAGAUCAACUGAUGCGUAAAGAAGUAUUUAGACAAAAUUUAAGAUUUAUACAUUCAAUUAAUCGAGCUAAUAAAGGCUACCAAUUAAAUGUUAAUCAUUUGGUAGAUCAUACUGAAUUAGAAUUAAAAGCUUUACGUGGCAAACAAUAUAGUAAAGGUUAUAAUGGAGGACAACUUUUUCCUUAUAAUGUUGAACAAGAAAUAACAAGUAUCCCAGAUAAUUUAGAUUGGAGGCUUUAUGGUGCUGUUACUCCUGUUAAAGAUCAGUCUGUUUGUGGAUCUUGCUGGAGUUUUGGCACAACUGGUGCAGUUGAAGGCGCAUAUUUCAUAAAGUAUGGUAAAUUAGUGCGUUUGUCUCAACAGGCACUUAUUGAUUGUUCAUGGGGUUUUGGAAACAAUGGCUGUGAUGGUGGUGAAGAUUUUAGAUCGUACCAAUGGAUCAUAAAGCAUGGAGGUUUGCCUACAGAAGACGAAUAUGGUGGUUAUCUUGGACAAGAUGGUUAUUGUCAUGUAAAUAAUAUUUCAAUGAUAGCAAAAAUUACUGGUUAUGUAAACGUAACAUCAGGUGAUGCUAAUGCUUUAAAAAUUGCUAUUGCAAAGCAUGGUCCAAUUUCAGUUGCAAUCGAUGCAUCCCAUAAAACAUUUUCAUUUUAUUCUCAUGGUAUAUAUUAUGAACCAACUUGUGGUAAUACAGAAGAGUCGCUAGAUCAUGCAGUUUUAGCUGUUGGCUAUGGUAAAAUAAAUGGAAAGGAUUAUUGGUUGAUCAAAAAUUCAUGGUCAAAUUACUGGGGUAACGAUGGAUAUAUUCUUAUGUCUCAAGAAAAAAAUAAUUGUGGUGUAUUAACAACUCCAACAUAUGUUACCAUGUAAAAAAAAUAAGUAAUAUUAUUUUUAAGUUUUUAAUAUAAAAGUACAUGAAAAAAAAAUUUUUUUAAAUCACAGGUUUAUAUUUUUUUUUGAAUAUGAAAAAUUGAUAUUUUAUAAUUAUUUAGAAAUAUAAAUGUAUGCUAUAAAUGUAAAAAAAUAAAUUGUUCAAAUUAUAUAUUAUUUGAAUAAUAUGAAAUUUUAAAAAGUUUA